AUGGCACUAUUUACUAUGACGGACAGGGAGAAUAUCCGGUAUGCCAAUUUCUUGUUUCGGGGGGAUGCCCGAAUUUGGUGGGAAUUGAUGGAAGACACUCAUGAUGUUCCUGUGAUGACCUGGGGAUUGUGUUUGGAGAAUAGGAGUUCGGAGGCUACGAGGUUGUACAAGAAAAUGGCUGUGUUUGGGGUUAUGCCUAAUGUGAUUACGGAGGGGAAGAUGGAGGAAGCUUUUAGGUUGCUGGAAUUAAUGAGUCAAAGAGGAGGGGAAGACGGAGGAAGCAAAUGGGUUGUUGGAAUUGAUAAAUCAAGAAGGGAGGGGAAGAUGGAUGAAGCUUAUAGUUUGCUGGAAUUGAUGAGUCAAAAAGGAUUGCAGCCUGUUGUGGUGACGUUUAAUACAAUGAUAAGUGGACUUUGCAAGGAGGGGAAGAUAAAGAAAGCUAAUGGCUUAAUGGAAUUGAUGAGUCAGAGAGGUUUACAGCCUAAUGUGGUGAUGUUCACUACAAUGGAUGUUUUAGUUGAUGAAAUUGCGGUUGUCGUGAAGAGACUAGAAGAUAUAUCUUGA
Molecule: messenger RNA, 564 nt
Organism: Pistacia vera
Lineage: Eukaryota; Viridiplantae; Streptophyta; Magnoliopsida; Sapindales; Anacardiaceae
Product: pentatricopeptide repeat-containing protein At5g39710-like
Exons: 6
Coding region: 1-564 (187 amino acids)
Molecular function (GO): protein binding
Source: RefSeq, a predicted model, not a curated record